AUUAAUAUUUUUCUUGUAAUCAGAAAGACAGAAAAUGGCAAUUCUUCACUACAUGGACACCAUUUUAGUCCCAUUUAGCUUCUUCAUUACAUUUGGUUACCAUUCUUAUCUUUGGUACAAAUUCAAGACCAAACCAUCUUGCACCACAAUCGGCAUCGAGUCCAUCAAGAGAAAACAUUGGCUGAAAGACAUGAAGCAGGGAGACGAUAAGCAAGGUACGCUAGCGGUACAAAGUUUAAGAAAUACAUUGAUGAGCUCUAUACUAGUUGCUAUGGUCACUUCCAUCCUAACACUAGCAUUGGCUGCUUUGAUAAACAACACAUAUAGUGCAAAAGAUCUCUUUAGUAACUCAUUUUUCGGGUUACACACUACUAAAAUCCUUUUCCUAAAAUACGGGUCAGCGUUCCUCUUCUUGUUAACUAGCUUUCUUUGUAGCUCUAUGGCUGUUGCAACCUUGAUCGAUGCAAAUUACUUGAUUUAUGCAUUGGGAGCUGAGCCAGAGGCCGAAGGGGUGACAUCACCAUCGCCUUCAUCAUCACGUAAAUAUACAAGGGAUAUACUCGAAAGAGGGUUUGUUUUAGCUAUUUUUGGGAAUCGAAUGCUUUGCAUCACUUUUCCCGUGUUGUUUUGGUUGUUUAGUCCGGUGGUGUUCGUUAUUGCUUCCAUCGCAUUAGUUUGGGGGCUCUAUGUGCUUGAUUUUGUUAAUGUCGUUGGUUGCUACUGAUCGAUUAGUACAAGAUCGAGCUCAUUAACAAAAUGAAUAUAUAUUGUAUGAAUGAUUUGCAUAUAUGUAUAUAUGUUUUGCAUAAACGUA
Molecule: messenger RNA, 814 nt
Organism: Erigeron canadensis
Lineage: Eukaryota; Viridiplantae; Streptophyta; Magnoliopsida; Asterales; Asteraceae
Exons: 2
Coding region: 35-724 (229 amino acids)
Source: RefSeq, a predicted model, not a curated record